AGGAAAAUCGGUGAUUUUUCAGAGUACGAGGAAGAUGUCAGUAAUAUUACCAAAGUAAAAGGACUUCUCUAUAAAUUAACAAAUAUAUUUUAAAAAAACAAAACCGGAAAGUGCCUUCUCACAUUACAAAAAGCGUCUGAAACGUUAUCGUACUCACCAACCAGUCCACUGAUUGCAUUCCCAGUCCCUCUUUUUCUUCCUUUUUCCAUCUCCGGCAGCUCAGCUCACUCCAUUUUCCCACUCAGCUCCAAUGUUACUGAUCAAGUUCUAGGGUUUUACACUUCCAAAUCAUGCUCAACCAUAGCUAGAAAUCACUACUGUUAGGAUUGGCACACUUCCGAAUGGGGAAUUGCUGCAGAUCUCCGGCAGCUGUUGCUAGAGAAGACGUAAAGUCUUCCAACUACUCUGCCAACGAUCAUAACGGGCGUAGAGAAAAGUUCAAUACUAGAACCAAUCAAAAGCCUAUCACUGUUUUAACCGAUGUUAAAAAGGAGAAUAUUGAGGAGAGGUAUUUGGUAGAUAGAGAGUUAGGAAGAGGAGAAUUCGGGAUAACUUACCUAUGUAUAGAUCGUAGUAGGAAGGAACUUUUGGCUUGCAAGUCCAUAUCGAAGCGAAAGUUGAGAACCGCAGUUGAUGUGGAGGAUGUGAGGAGAGAAGUGGCGAUAAUGAAGCAUUUGCCACAGAAUUCAAGUAUUGUGAGUUUUAGAGAAGCGUGUGAAGAUGAAAAUGCGGUUCAUUUAGUGAUGGAAUUAUGCGAAGGCGGUGAGCUGUUUGAUCGGAUUGUAGCGAGGGGACAUUAUACGGAAAGAGCUGCUGCUAAUGUUGUGAGGACGAUUGUGGAGGUUGUGCAGCUUUGUCAUAAGCAUGGAGUGAUUCAUAGAGAUUUGAAGCCGGAGAACUUUUUGUUUGCUAAUAAGAAGGAAAAUUCGCCUCUUAAAGCAAUUGAUUUUGGCUUGUCAAUCUUCUUCAAACCAGGUGAGAAGUUUUCCGAAAUAGUUGGAAGUCCCUAUUAUAUGGCUCCUGAGGUGCUCAAACGAAACUAUGGACCAGAAAUAGAUAUAUGGAGUGCAGGAGUCAUUUUAUAUAUUUUGUUAUGUGGUGUUCCUCCCUUUUGGGCCGAAUCUGAACAAGGUGUUGCCCAAGCCAUUUUACGCGGGGCAAUAGAUUUCAAGCGGGAGCCCUGGCCAAGUAUAUCAGAAGGUGCUAAAGAUCUUGUCAGGCAAAUGUUAGAGCCAGAUCCAAAGCUCCGACUGACUGCAAAGCAAGUACUUGAGCACCCUUGGCUUCAAAAUGCUAAGAAGGCUCCAAAUGUUCCCCUUGGAGAUGUUGUGAAGUCAAGGCUGAAGCAGUUCUCGUUGAUGAAUAGGUUUAAGAGGAAAGCUCUGAGGGUGAUUGCUGAUUUCUUGUCCAGUGAAGAGGUCGAGGACCUCAAAGAAAUGUUUAACAAGAUAGACACUGAUAAUGAUGGCGUUGUUUCAGUCGAAGAACUUAAAGCAGGGCUUCAAAAGCUCAACUCCCAGCUGGCAGAAUCUGAAGUACAGAUGCUUAUUGAAGCCAUUGAUACUAAUGGCAAAGGGACCCUGGAUUAUGGGGAAUUUAUAGCCGUUUCACUCCAUCUUCAAAGGAUGGCUAACGAUGAACAUUUGCACAAAGCUUUCUCCUAUUUUGACAAGGAUGGAAAUGGUUACAUUGAGCCGGAUGAGCUUCGGGAUGCCUUGAUGGAGGAUGGAGUGGAUGACUGCACCAAUGUGGCGAAUGACAUUUUCCAGGAGGUUGAUACAGACAAGGAUGGGCGCAUCAGCUUUGAAGAAUUUGCAGCCAUGAUGAAAACUGGGACAGAUUGGAGAAAGGCAUCUCGACAUUAUUCAAGAGGUAGAUUCAAUAGUCUCAGUGUGAAGCUAAUGAAGGAUGGUUCACUUAACUUGGGGAAUGAGUAAGGUUUACAUAUUCAUCAAAAUCCAGUUUUGCAUCAAUGUAUCUUUGAUCUGAUGCCAUUGUUUGUGGGGUUUCCAUGAGAUUGCUGGCUUGCCAGUAUUCCGAAGGGGCGACUUCAUCUGGGUAACCUUUAUAACCAUUUGAAACACACAAUGUAUCUUAUCCUUCUCCCGUUAGUUUUUUCCUGUUCCAAAUUUUUGUACAAAAAGUAUUUUCUUGUUUCUCUGUCAUCUGUGCCUAUUAUUAGGAUUGACAUGGAGCUAACAUACAUGGACUAUGCUAGUUCAAAUGACUUUUCUUUAUUUUUUUUCUCCAAUCCUCAUUUUCCUAGAUGAUUUGUAUGUACCAUCGCCGUUUAAAGCAGGCGAAAAGGAAUCGUUUAUGUAAAAGAGCGCUUCUGUAAUUUGAUAUUUUUCACAGAAAACUGUGGCCUUCUUUUCUUGUCU
Messenger RNA from Capsicum annuum, 2381 nucleotides. Its product is annotated as calcium-dependent protein kinase 13. Gene Ontology annotation, molecular function: calcium/calmodulin-dependent protein kinase activity; calcium ion binding; calmodulin binding. The record is from RefSeq and is a predicted model, not a curated record. The transcript is spliced from 7 exons. Gene Ontology annotation, cellular component: nucleus; cytoplasm. Gene Ontology annotation, biological process: protein autophosphorylation; peptidyl-serine phosphorylation; intracellular signal transduction. NCBI's taxonomy places the organism in Eukaryota, Viridiplantae, Streptophyta, Magnoliopsida, Solanales, Solanaceae. The coding region runs from base 342 to 1937 and encodes 531 amino acids.